Acanthoscelides obtectus is the source of this 1262-nucleotide messenger RNA. The record is from the annotation of a GenBank genome assembly. Lineage: Eukaryota; Metazoa; Arthropoda; Insecta; Coleoptera; Chrysomelidae.
CAACGACGAUGAAAAGACCUAGACAUUUACAUUCAUUCAUAAAACGUCUAUCUGAACGUUGACAAGAUAAACAACAGAAAACUAUAUACAGCUGGAGGAAGAUGGCGGACAGUCGUCAACUGCCAUGGGCGUAUCAUAAUCGGGUAAAAUUUGUAUUGCCACGCCUAUGAUAUGAAAACAUAACCUUACUUACCGAUGGAAUGAUAAAUUGGCCGAUUCUGGAUUACUGCUGUUUAUCUUGCACACAUAACACGAUCGCACCAUUGUUCAACAGGUAACAGUUCAAUAUCACUAACAAACUUAUGGCAAAUAGCACAAAAAUAAUGAUUUGUGAAAAUCCACAACUCAAGCAUAAAUACGCACUUUAUACUAUCGUAAAAUGUCCAUUCAUAAGAAAAAUGCGACGUUGCCAAUGUCGACUGAAGCUCUGUGACUGAAGGAAAUCUCUUUCCAAUUCGCUAACGGUAAAUUCAAUACGAAAAUAGUUCACUUUUCUACUUUUCACUAUUGCUUAUGCAGAUUUUCAAGAAUGUUAACAAUUUUAUUAUUUUCAUGAGUGCAAAUAGCUGGUUUACACGAUGAAAUAUUUGUUUGAGGUUUGUUUACUACCAGAUAACAGAUACCAGAAACCAGAUACUAGACACCAGAUACCAGACACCAGAUACCAGAUACCAGAUACCAGACACCAGACACCAGAUACCAGACAUCAGAUACCAGAAACCAGAUACCAGAUACCAGAUACCAGACACCAGACACCAGAUACCAGACACCAGAUACCAGACACCAGACACCAGAUACCAGAUACCAGACAUCAGAUACCAGACACCAGAAACCAGAUACGAGAUACCAGAUACCAGACACCAGAUACCAGAUACCAAACACCAGAUACGAGAUACCAGAUACCAGCCACCAGAAACCAGAUACCAGAUAAAGAGAUAACAGAUACCAAAUACCAGAUACCAGACACCAGAUACCAGAUACCAGAUACCAGACACCAGACACCAGAUACCAGACAUCAGAUACCAGAUACCAGUUACCAGAUGCCAGACACCAGAUACCGGAUACCAGAUACCAGACAUCAGAUACCAGACACCAGAUACCAGAUACCAGAUACCAGAUACCAGACACCGGAUACCGGAUACCAGACAUCAGAUACCAGACACCAGAAACCAGAUACCAGACACCAGACACCAAACACCAGGUACGAGAUACCAGAUACCAGAUACCAGCCACCAGAAACCAGAUACCAGAUAAAGAGAUAA